Galeopterus variegatus (Sunda flying lemur) is the source of this 2325-nucleotide messenger RNA. It is a transcript of the gene PGM2, whose product is annotated as phosphoglucomutase 2. The transcript has 15 exons. The record is from RefSeq and is a predicted model, not a curated record. NCBI's taxonomy places the organism in Eukaryota, Metazoa, Chordata, Mammalia, Dermoptera, Cynocephalidae. Gene Ontology annotation, molecular function: magnesium ion binding; phosphopentomutase activity. Gene Ontology annotation, biological process: purine ribonucleoside salvage; carbohydrate metabolic process. The coding region runs from base 324 to 2000 and encodes 558 amino acids.
AAAGCAUUGCAGUCCUCUGCUCUGAUUCUUCCCAAGACUGGCAGGACGCCCCAGCAGGCUACAUGGUUUUGUAUAGGUAUCAAAGGCCAAAAUUAGGAUUUUCCAAAUCUACACAGAGAGUCACUGGAUAUUGGGUGUAACCGUGAAGUCUGUGUUUUCUCAUUUAAUCUGCAAACAUUUAUUGAGCCUUCUUUAUGUACCAGAUGUGAGCGCUUCCUUGGGGGCACCUGACAAUCUGAUGGAAUCCUUUAACUUUGGAAUCAGUGAAACGACUAAUAGCAGAAGGUAAUAAAGAAGAACUACAAAACUGUUUUGGGGCCCGAAUGCAGUUUGGGACAGCUGGUCUUCGAGCUGCUAUGGGAGCAGGAAUUUCUCAUAUGAAUGACUUGACCAUCAUCCAGACUACACAGGGAUUUUGCAGGUACCUAGAAAAACAAUUCAGUGACCUGAAACAGAGAGGUGUUGUGAUCAGCUUUGAUGCCCGAGCUCAUCCACCCAGUGGAGGCAACAGCAGAAGAUUUGCCCGACUUGCUGCAACCACAUUUGUCUGUCAGGGGAUUCCUGUGUACCUCUUUUCUGAUAUAACCCCAACCCCCUUUGUGCCCUACACAGUAUUGCAUUUGAAACUUUGUGCUGGGAUCAUGAUAACUGCCUCUCACAAUCCAAAGCAAGAUAAUGGUUAUAAGGUCUAUUGGGAUAAUGGAGCUCAGAUCAUCUCUCCUCACGAUAAAGGGAUUUCUCAAGCUAUUGAAGAAAAUCUAGAGCCAUGGCCUCAAGCAUGGGAUGAUUCUUUACUUGAUGGCAGUCCGCUUCUUCAUGACCCAAGUGCUUCCAUCAAUAACGACUACUUUGAAGAACUUAAAAAAUACUGUUUUCACAGGAGUGUGAACAAGGAGACGAUGGUGAAGUUUGUGCAUACCUCUGUCCAUGGUGUGGGGCACAACUUCGUACAGGCGGCUUUCAAGGCUUUCGAUCUUGUUCCACCUGAGGCUGUUCCUGAACAGAAAGAUCCAGAUCCUGAGUUUCCAACAGUGAAAUACCCAAAUCCUGAAGAGGGUAAAGGUGUCUUGACUUUAUCUUUUGCUCUGGCUGACAAAACCAAGGCUAAAAUUGUUCUAGCAAACGACCCAGAUGCCGAUAGACUUGCUGUGGCAGAAAAGCAGGAAAGUGGUGAAUGGAGAGUAUUUUCAGGCAAUGAGUUGGGGGCCCUCCUGGGCUGGUGGCUCUUUACUUCUUGGAAAGAGAAGAACCAAGAUCGCAGUGCCCUCAAAGACACCUACAUGAUGUCCAGCACAGUCUCGUCCAAAAUCUUGCGGGCCAUUGCGUUAAAGGAGGGUUUUCACUUUGAGGAAACACUAACUGGCUUUAAGUGGAUGGGAAACAGAGCCAAACAGCUAAUAGACCAGGGGAAAACUGUCUUAUUUGCAUUUGAAGAAGCUAUUGGAUAUAUGUGCUGCCCUUUUGUUCUGGACAAAGAUGGAGUCAGUGCUGCUGUCAUAAGUGCAGAGUUGGCUAGCUUUCUAGCAACCAAGAAUUUGUCUUUGUCUCAGCAGCUAAAGGCCAUCUAUGUGGAGUAUGGCUACCAUAUUACCAAAGCUUCUUAUUUUAUCUGCUACGAUCAAGGCACCAUUAAAAAAUUAUUUGAAAACCUCAGAAAUUACGAUGGAAAGAAUAAUUAUCCAAAAACCUGUGGCAAAUUUAAAAUUUCUGCCAUUAGGGACCUGACAACUGGCUACGAUGAUAGCCAAUCUGACAAAAAAGCUGUUCUUCCUACUAGUAAAAGCAGCCAAAUGAUUACCUUUACCUUUGCUAAUGGAGGUGUGGCCACCAUGCGGACCAGUGGGACCGAGCCCAAAAUCAAGUACUACGCAGAGCUGUGUGCCCCCCCUGGAAACAGUGAUCCUGAGCAGCUGAAAAAGGAACUGAAUGAACUAGUCAGUGCUAUUGAAGAACACUUUUUCCAGCCACAAAAGUAUAACCUACAGCAAAAAGCAGAGUAAAACAUUGCCUUGGGCAUAAUUACAUGUACCUACAAUUAAAGCUGAACUUGAUUUGUUAACUUUUUUGAGGGCCAAAUGAUUCAAAUUAUCACUAUAAGUAUUUAUAUUUUUAAAAUAGAUAUACAUUUCUCAUUGUUUUAUGUUUACUCUUUAAGGUGAAUAAAGAAGAGAUGGCCAAACCUAAUAAACCAACAUUCUUAUUAAAAGGUUGAGCCUCGGCAUUAUCUGAAUUUUUAAAAAAUGAAGAUUUCAAAAAACAACUAACUUUAAAAAAUAGACUGUAAUUAACAUGCCUUAAAUAAAUAUAUCAUAAAUCAUAAAUGUA